Messenger RNA from Ogataea haglerorum, 2040 nucleotides. RefSeq lists its product as uncharacterized. The coding region runs from base 1 to 2040 and encodes 679 amino acids. Lineage: Eukaryota; Fungi; Ascomycota; Pichiomycetes; Pichiales; Pichiaceae. The transcript has a single exon. The record is from RefSeq and is a predicted model, not a curated record.
AUGAGUGAACCUAGUACUGGCUCUUACCAACACGUGCACCCGGCCACAAGCCUGCUCUCUGCCUCCAACCAGGCUCUCCCCAACCAUAGAUCCAUGGUAGAAAACGACUUUGCACACACAAGGCUUGCAGAGUUCGACGCCGGCUUGCUUCUGGAUCCCGAGUUUGACAGCGAGAAGAGGCUGGAGAUUGCGUUCUCCUUUAUGGUUCUCGGGCGGAAAAAGGCAGCAGCCAGAGAACUGGCCAAUGUGGUCAAGCUGGGGACGGUUUUGGAGAAGUCCGAGUUUCUGCGCCAGGUUGGCGAUGUUUUCAUGAAUUUCGGCGAAGCUGAAACGGCGUUCCAGUGCUACAGAGAAGGACUGCUCCACAGCAAGAUUUCCAAGGACGUCGAUAUCACCUUGGUGACGUACCUGAAAUCGCAGAUCGCAGACUCUGAGUGCGACCACAGCGACUCGUCCAGCUCCGUGGGGUCUAUAAUUCGGUCUAAAGAGAAGACUUUUCGGUCCAUGCUGUCUGAGUUGUCUGUGCACGAAAAGUGCAGACAGGAACUGGACGAGCUGGCGCAGAUGGUGGCACAUCCGCGUAUGGAGCAGAGGUGUCCCUUCGCUAAGAACCUGGUGGAAAAUUCUGCCGCUGCGAGCGUUCUGGAGUCCUAUCUAGACGCGUUUGAGUUCAAUGAGUGCCAGGACACGUCGAUGAGCGAGUUUCUGAAUCUGUUGAUGGUGGAGCUGUUCAAAUUUCCCGAUCUGUCGCUCUACAAAAACAUUUUUAGCUCUGCGCGGCUGGAGCAGGUUUUGACCUAUCUCGGGCUGGCGGCCCCAGAAUUUGAGCUGCCGGCAGAUUUCCAGCACCUGCUCUCCAUCUUACGCAACAGCUACGAGAUGAAGGAGCCAAUGUCGAAGGUGAUGGAAAGCCUGGAGUUUGAGCUUAAAAAAACGCUGCUACUUGGUUGCAAACAGUAUGUGGAGAAAGAUUACGAGGCCUCGCAAAAGACGUUUACCAGAGUGCUGAUUGUGUGUGACCUGCUCUCGAAACUGUCUUGCAUGACAGGCUUCAAGGGCUCCGACAAGCACGUUCUGGCAGAGCUCAACCAAGAAUGCCGCGAAAGACUGCGGAAAGUGAGCACCAUAUCCGGGAUUUAUUCGUCAUUCUACGCUGCGCUGAGUUUUAUAAGACACCAAGACUCGGCCUUCGAAGACCUUGCGGCCAAAACUGUCGAGCUCAUGGCCCUGCUGCAAAACCUCAACAAGUACUAUCUCACAGCAAGAUACUCAAGACUACCUAUCAAGUACGACUGGAUUCAUCUGGCGCUCGGAAAGCUCAACGAGUGGCUGGCGAUCUGUAAAAGCCGCCAGCUCAAAAGAGACUCAAACUCUCACCAUGACCUCAAGAAAUUGGACGACACGCAUUUGGAGUGUAUGCUGAGCCAUUACAUCCGUGCCCUCAACCUCAAGCUCCCAGACGACCCGUGCAUCGUCAUGCUGUACGACAAAAUUAUUUGGGGCAUGUUGAUGCACGGUGGCUACCACAUCCAGACCCUCUGGAUCCUCAAGUUUUUCAGGGACUGCUGUGUGUUCUACAGCGACACCUGCUUGCUCAGCUUCGAGGACGCUUCCUCGUUCAACAGCGACGUUUUCAGGCUGCGGGACUACCAGGACGCGAACGUCCAGAUCGUGGUGAACAAACUGUACGAGCAGCGCAAGCAGCUGAACAAGAAACAGGGGUCGAUUUUCGUGUUCUCGAGCGCGAAAUUCAUCUUGCCGCAGUUCUUCUACACCCGUUUCGGCGAGCUCGUGGCGUCCCAGGAGUACACGGUUUCGCCCGCGGUGUCGCUGAAGCAGAACUUCAAGUUCCCCGGCGGCGUCAUGAAAGGCAUCCUCAAAGCGGACCCGGGAGUCGUGGAAUCGUGCAACCGCAUCAGCGAACAGCUCCUGGAGGACUGGUCCAAGGGCAGCUGGACGAGCCGCAACCUGGUGUCUGAGCAGACGCUGCGGAACUUUCUCGACUCCUACUACGACGGCAGCAAAUUGAGUGCGUUUUAA